Molecule: messenger RNA, 461 nt
Organism: Chironomus riparius
Lineage: Eukaryota; Metazoa; Arthropoda; Insecta; Diptera; Chironomidae
Source: the annotation of a GenBank genome assembly
AAAGACGUUAAUACUGAACUAGCAAAACAGUCAUCAUAAUUGAUUAAAAAAUGGAUGCACCAAAAGAUGAUAGCAUAGUAGCUAAAAAUGAAGUCGCGUUAUCUGGAAGUAUAGAGGAAGACUUUGAAGAUGAACCUGAUGAAACAUUCGGCGAACGACUAAUCGGACUUACAGAAAUGCUUCCUGAAAGUGUGAGGAAUUUAUCGGAAAAUGUUUUUACAAUUACCGAGAAAAGUGUUGUUUCUUUUUAUCAAUUUGCUUGCUCAGCAUCAUGGAUAUUUUUUACUAGCUCUAUGAUACUCUUUGCUCCUGUAAUUUUUGAAACAGAAAGAGCGCAAAUGGAACAAAUGCAAAAAUCACAACAGAAUCAAAUGCUUUUAGGACCCGGAACCCAAGGAAUGGCAGGAUUGGCACCUCCAAUGCCAAGAUAAAUUUGAAAGCAAAAGAAUUUGAAUCGUAGU